CAGACACGCGAGAACAGCGAGCGAGGCAACAACGCGUACAGCGGAUACGGUGGAACGCUUAGCGAAAUUCGAAAUUUAUUAAACAAAUUUUCUUAUAUACAAUACUACAUUUCGAGCGUCCAGAUUUUUACGAAGUGUGUCUGUUGGUUAUGGUACUUGACCAAGACUGGUGACUAACGAAUAAUACUCGGUAUAUUUCUGGUUGCUGUCUAAAGGAUACAAAAAUCGUACGGCCAGCUGUCGGGGCUUGUCAGACGUGUGCAAUGAAAGUGAAAAAAUAAUAGAUUUGUUUUUUGUCUGUAAAGAUUCUUGCACGCGAUGUGAGAAAUAUAAAAUCGCUAUGUGACGGUAUGCGAAUGCGUAGAUCUGAGAUGUAUGUGCCGGUUCACAGUGCGAAUUCGAGCGAUUCCGCAGCUGAAUGCAAAACUCGUAAGCAACAUCUAAACUGAUCGUGCUGAUUAAAAAUAAAGCAAUAUUGUGUAGAAAACAAAAAAUAUUGUAGAAUGCAGUGAACUUCACCUUAAAGUGCGAUAAAUUUCCGCACAUACAUACAUACAUAUAUACACAAAUUGGAAUUUGCAUGUGCAUCAACUUUUGCAAGUGAACUUGUUCUGCGUUAUUAUUAUGAGUGAAUUGAUUGUAAAAAGCACAUAAGUAUGUAUAUAGUGGUAUUAAAGAUGUGUUGUUGUAAUUAUAGUGUGCCUUGGCAACGCACAACGAGUCUGUGACAAUCAGGUGGCCAGAACGCGUGGUCAAAUUGGCAACGUAUGCCGCGGCUAUAUUUGGAUUUCCCACCAACACACGUUACCACAGUAGCAACAGACGGCCCAUUACAAAUAGAUAAAACAGUUUGAGACUUGCCGAAGAUGCCACUUUAUCGCUGUGUCCACGCCGCGUAGACAUUUCAUAAAUAAGUGGGCGUCAAAAUAUGGCUUGACGCGUUCUUCGAACUUGGCAACCGUCUCGAUAUCAAAGCAAAAAAUUAUAAUAAAUACUUAUGCACUUAUGUACCUAGUGAUGUGAAUGGUGGACGUCAAGUGGCAGCUGGAAGGUGUGAAAAAGUGAAAUUUCUCAAACCAUUAAAAGUGUAAAAAGAUAAAAGUGAACGAAACAGCAAUAAAAACGUAUGAAGUAGCGGAAGAAGGCGAAGAAGAGCGCUGCGCGUUAAAACAGUAUUUUCCGUAUCUGUAAUUAAGUGAAACAACGAACAUGAUGCGAAACCUAUUGCCGGUUGUUGUUAUGCUAACCUGCCUCGGUGUGCAGAUUGCACAGCCAUUAGCCACCAGCUAUGAUGCUGACGCGCGUCGUGGCCUGGAAUUAUUAGAAAAUGAAAAUCUAGUGCAGCAGCAUCACGUGCGGCAUAGAACCGCGCAUCUGCGCACAGCACACCACAGCCGACACAGACAGCACGCUGACGUACGUGAUAUGGCGAAAAGCGAAAGUGCAGCGGCUGCUGCUGAAAUAACAACGCCAGCGUUGCCUGAUGACGCAACAGAAAAUCUAAACUUUCAACAAGGCGUGCACAAACAACAACACAAACAAAGAUUACAAUUGGAUCUAGAUAAUCGUCUACAACAACACAAGCAUAAUGCGUUGCACACGCAUGCGCAUCAUAAGAACGCGCUUAAGUCAAGGACUACGUCAACGGCGUCAACUACAAUAGCGACGGAUAAUGACACCGAAGCCGUUGUGGAUACCAGCGAAGAACUGGUUAAGCCGACUUGGCCGCCUACGAAAUACAACGAACACACAAUUACCGCUGAUGAGGCCAACAAAGGCACGCAAAAUUAUUAUCAUCAGCCGAUAAUACGCCAACAACAACAACAGCAACAACAUCAUAAACACCAUAAACUACAGCCAGCAGCCGAUUUGCGUCGUACAAAAGCGACUCCGAUGACAUCUGUAGCUCAUAUAAUACACGCAGCAGCAACAGCAGCAGUGGACUUGCCUAUGAAAAUGCACAAUAAUAAACUCAUGCACGCAAGCAGUCAAAUUAACGUAGACACUGAUAGCAACACUACGAACGCAACGAUGCUGCAUGCGCAUUCAACAGUAGGCGGUAUUAAGGAGCGCAUAGCGGCUGCGCAUGCUGAAACGAAUGGUGCUGGGCUAACGACCGAAAACACCGGCAAUGACAAAGCAACCGAUUAUGAGGAUGAUGAUGUGGAGUAUUAUGAUUACAACGCCGAUGAUGAGCCGAAUGCGGAGCAACAGCCACUUGCUGUGCCCGAUAUCGGUGGCUACGGUUAUGACAGUGGCAUUGAUGGCAUUGAAGAUGUCGAGUGGCGGCCCGCGCAUGUCGCUAGCAAUUUGAGAACGACACAUCAUCAACAAUUGCGGCAUAAUCAAGAGCAAUGGCAAGCGCAAAUGCAAUUGCAAAGGCGUCAGCAUUGGUAUCGGCAAGAGCAACAGCAGCAGCAGCAACAACAAUAUGAAAGCGAACACUCGCGGGUGGCACGCGAUCAUCAUCGCGUACAAUCGGAGGAGUUGCACAAUAAUCAUUUGGCAUAUGACACGAGCUCGGAUGAUGAAUACGCUGAUGAUGAACCUGACAGAAGCUCCAGAGAGCAUGAAAUAACAGAACAAAAACUUGCCUUGGGUACCCCGGAAGGGGUGAAAAAGGAGCACAAUGCAUAUGUGCAAAGUCAAAAAUCGCCCACCCAACUGGCCAUCGAGCAUUAUAAUCAUAUGAAAGUGGCCACUAGAUGUCGCCGUCCAAUACCGCGCGUUAUACACGUUUCCAACUACACUUUCAAAACCUAUCAUCCCUCCUACACUAUUUUGUACCGCUGUGGCGAGGAUACGGGCUGCUGUCGCUCGAUGGGGCAGACCUGCACUGUCAAAGAGUAUGAGAAUGUGCCACUCUAUUUCAUGGUAGAAUUGGUGAACUCCAGCAACUCUCGCAAGCAUCCCGAAGUCUUGAUGCUGCGCAAUGACACCGAAUGUCACUGUAUAAACCGUACGUACUUGACCUCUACGCCGGAGUUCAUCACACGCGACAAACGUUCCAAUCUCGCUUAUAGGCGACACACACGUUCGCACAUUGCGGCUUUCGAUAGUUCUAUGGAGGCGGCGAACCAAUUGGAUCAACGCAGUGACCUUGAAUAUGAUAGUGAAAAGAGUCGAGAGGCAGUCUGUCGCUGUCCCAGACACUUCGAUGUGUUCCAAGAGGAUAUUAGAUGGGAGUCAACGCAGCGGCUUCAUGAAUCACAAUCGAAUGUUGCACGCGCCUACAAUUGCCGUUGUGACUGUGCAGACGCCAAUGCAUCGUGUCAGCGCUUCAAGAAUGGUGAUGAGGGCUUUGCCAUGGAUGAUCGCAGAUGCAUUGCGGAGAGGACAUGCAGUGUACCCAACUGCUCCUUUGGCAUUUAUAAUGAACAAAUCGGUCGUUGUCCGCGUUCGAACAGGAAACUCAAACGUCACAAUAAUGGCUUCGGCUAAAUCGUUAGUAUACACAUAUUUUUACUGUUAAUGUUUUCAAACAAUUAUGUUUAAAAAAUAAAUUAUAUAGUUGUAAACGUGUAUUUUAAAGAAAUUUUGUAAAUAUUAAUAUAAGUAUUUUUUUAAGAUAUUUUAUUUGAAUGUCAAUUAUGCGAGUAUUACUUAUGAUUGCAUUUGCUUACUUAAAUAUAGACUUAAGAUUAAAAUAUGUAAUAAUAAAAUAUAUGAUAUUGCUUUCGCCGACUGAAAUGUAAAGCCAUAUUGAAUUUUCAAAUUGAAAUAAGUAAUUGUGUCCCACUUAAAUGAAAUGAAUUUAAAACAAUUAUAUAUAAAUAUUAUACAUAUGUAAUGUAAGAUUCAUAUUAUAUGUCAUCUUUUUAAGUAUUUAAUAAAUGUAAUGAUGCUUAAAUAACAAUUGGUCAUGUAGAAAAAAUUUUAAAUUGAAGUCAUUAAAUCUUCCGGAUUCUUUAAGGUUUUUGGGUUACAUGUGUCGUUAUCGCCAUUGUAGCAGAUUUUCGGAAUGCCGUUUAAUACCCCUAAUAUAUUAACCGAAAAUAUGAGGAAAAUUUUUCUACUAGUAGCCAUGUCUGGGAACUCGAUUUCACACACCAUACUUGUUAUUCGUACUCAAUCGUAUAUUCGUAAGAAAUCGUGUUCACUUAAUUUACAAGUAAUUAAAAUAUCACACAUUUUCACCAACCUAAACGGUUUGAAGUCAGG
Messenger RNA from Bactrocera oleae (olive fruit fly), 4161 nucleotides. RefSeq lists its product as uncharacterized. Gene Ontology annotation, biological process: hemocyte migration. Lineage: Eukaryota; Metazoa; Arthropoda; Insecta; Diptera; Tephritidae. The record is from RefSeq and is a predicted model, not a curated record.